AUGUCGUUAUUUCUGAAUAGUCUGAGAGGUAACCAGGAGGUGUCUCAGGAGAAGUUAGACGUGGCAGGAGUGCAAUUCGACGCGAUGUGUUCUACUUUUAACACCAUCCUCAGAACGUGUCUUGAAAAGUGUAUCCCGCACGAGGGCUACAGCGAGCCCGACCUUGCGAAGGGGGAACAGUGCUGCAUAGAUAGAUGUGUGGCAAAGAUGCACUACAGCAACCGCCUCAUCGGCGGGUUUGUACAGACACGAGGGUUCGGGCCGGAGAAUCAACUACGACAUUACUCCCGAUUUCUGUCCAAGAAAACGACCGGUGAGCCCAAAGACUAG
Messenger RNA from Saccharomyces kudriavzevii IFO 1802, 330 nucleotides. It is a transcript of the gene TIM12, whose product is annotated as Tim12p. The transcript has a single exon. The coding region runs from base 1 to 330 and encodes 109 amino acids. Gene Ontology annotation, biological process: protein insertion into mitochondrial inner membrane. Gene Ontology annotation, cellular component: mitochondrial inner membrane. The record is from RefSeq and is a predicted model, not a curated record. Lineage: Eukaryota; Fungi; Ascomycota; Saccharomycetes; Saccharomycetales; Saccharomycetaceae.